Diversispora eburnea is the source of this 735-nucleotide messenger RNA. The record is from the annotation of a GenBank genome assembly. Lineage: Eukaryota; Fungi; Glomeromycota; Glomeromycetes; Diversisporales; Diversisporaceae.
AUGGAAGAAAUAAAAAGUCACUUAGAGAAUAAGGGUUGGUUUUUAAGUGAUAAUGGUCUUAAUUAUAUACAAGAUAAUCUCGAGACUGAAGUAUCGAACGUCAAUGAUAUCAUUAAAGAAGCCUUAAACACGGACCUUCGUAAAAUAGGGAAAGGUUAUUUACCUCAUGAUUUGUCCAAACAAAAAUUAAUAACUGGACCGUUGAUUUUACAAUUAUUAUCUGUAUUAAAUUUAUCGGCUCCAAUUCAAAAUCAACAUUUAUCCCCAAGAUUUCUUCAAUUAUUAUUUACGGAUGGAGUAAAGAAAGUUAAAGGGAUUGAAAUAUUUGGACAUGUCGAGAAUGUCAGUUUAGAUACACCACCGGGAACUAAAUUCCUAGUAACAAAUGAAAUUACAGUUCAUGAUAAUUUAUUAUACCUGGGACCAAAUUUAUUAAAAAAUUUGGGUGGAGAAGUUGAUGAAAUGAUAAGAGAAUGGAGGGUUGGAAAACAAUUCAUAGUUCGAGGUCAUUCAUCAACAAAGAAAAAUAAUUAUAAUUAUGAAAUAGUUGAAGUGGAAGUGAUAACAUUAUCCACUUCCUCUUCAUCAUCCGUCACCACUUAUAAUCAAGGAACUUAUAAUCAAGGAACUCAUAAUCAAGGUACUUAUAAUACGGGUACUUAUAAUCAAGGAAAUAUUCGAAGAGGGGGAGGAUAUUCAAACCCGGCGAAAAACGACUCAGAUCAAAUUCAAUAA